This is a messenger RNA of Nylanderia fulva, 4916 nucleotides long. RefSeq lists its product as uncharacterized. Gene Ontology annotation, cellular component: nucleus. Gene Ontology annotation, biological process: regulation of apoptotic process. Lineage: Eukaryota; Metazoa; Arthropoda; Insecta; Hymenoptera; Formicidae. The record is from RefSeq and is a predicted model, not a curated record. Gene Ontology annotation, molecular function: p53 binding.
GCGCGGCCGCGGUGCAUUCGCGGUGUCUCCGCUCCUCCGUACUUACUGUUCGGGCAACAGUUGACAGUUCGCGUUUCGCACCGAUUGAUAUCGGCCGCAAUCUUCGCGCGGCGAUUUAUCGCGCCCUUAAAUCCCGAGCCUCUCUCGAAUUAAUAUUCGAGAUCAUCCCUUCUUUCUCUGAUAUGAUUUUAGAUUCUAAUAUCGCGCCGCUAUCUCAAUUCUGAGCCAGGAGGAUCUUGUGUCCCGGAAAUUUUUAUCGGUGAUCGUGAUUUUUUUUUUGCGAGGUUUUUUUGCGUCGAUAAAAAUCUCCAUAUCAAUAGAAGAUUUUUCCUACGUGUUCACCGGCUGAUUUUCCGGCGAAUCGAGCGAGAUCCUUCGUCCUCGCGACUUAACGUACCCGCGGUUUGUUUUUAGAAAUGAAUUUAUUUUUAGAAUUUCAAGUUCAUCGACUUCGCGCAGACCUCGUAUAAGCGCAUUACUGAAGAAACAAACGGGUGGAAAAAAAUCCGGCAAAAAAAACCGUGCAGGGUUUUUGCGUUCGAACGUCAAUUUAAUCGCGCAAAAGCGAAAGUCGGUGGACCGGUGGGGCUGGUCCAUGUCAUCGGGAGGAUGCUGGCGUGCGUCUAUCCGCGGGAAAACUUCGAGGUGAAAACCGUGGCUGUACGGCUUCAUCAUGGAAAAUCGUCCAAGAGGAAGUCCAAAUCCAAUAUAAAGGAAACUUCCUCGGUCACCACGAAGGCGGAAUGCAGCAACGAGCGAGUAGGACACGAGUUAGCAGUGGGCGGGGGUGGUGCUGUGCUGCUGCUCAGCGAGCUUGAAAGCAUGGCAGCCAGGCAGCAGCGGGAAAUCGCUCAGCAAAGGCGCCUCCUGGAGCAGAAAGAGGCCCGCUUAGCCGUGCUUCGAGGCGCACAGGAGCCAGCACAGCAGGACAGACUCGCUAGAUUGAGGCACAAACUGGACCAGCAACAGAGCAAGCUGAAUCGACUGCGAUUACUCAGAUCGCAGACGGAUCAGUCGCGUGUCAACAAUGCAACAUUGACCUCCGAUCUGGACUGCAUCCGGGCCCUGUUCAAUGAGAAGGAGAAGGAACUCUCGCUGGCGGUGGCGAAGGUCGAGGAGCUGACGCGGCAGCUGGAGGAACUCCGGGGUCGUCAGAAUGCCCCCGCCGGUGGUGGAAGCGCCGGGAACGUCGGAGGCGGUCUCGCGGGUGCCACCGGCAACGGACACCUGGCCACCCCGGCCAGCGCCGAACUGGAGAAACUCAGGAGAGAGCUUAUGUAUCGCAACAAGAUGAACGAGCAGCAAAACCAGGUGGUGUCCCAGCAACGUCAGGCUCUGGCACAACGGCAGGCCGAGAUGGCAUCGAUAGACGCGCGAAUAGCUCAGCUGCAGAGUCGUCUUCAGCGCAAGAGAGCGUUAAACCAGCGGUUGGCGCAUCAGCUGGGUCCUAACGGAAGUGGAGGUGGAGGUGGAGGACGCGGCGUCGUCGGCGGCGCCAACAACGCAGGCUUCCCGGACACGAAGCUCGACGGCUUCAACAGCGGCGGCAAGCUGAGACCGACCGGCAACAUUGCCGCGAUCGAGCCGUACUCGCAUAUACCGAACGACAAUGAUUUCAAUCUGAACAAAAACGAUCCCAAGUACCAGACACUGCCGUACAACACCAAGUUCACGGUGAACUUCAAGACCAUAGAGGACGACGUGAACAAAAACAAGAUACAACACUCGGCGAGCGCCUCCCAGUUGGGACAGCGGCCGACCUUUCAGCAAUACGGACACCAAAUCGUUCACAGUCAGUCGCAGUCGCACAUUCAGGGGCAAUCUCAAUUACUAGGAAGCAAUCAGCAGCAACAGCAGCAGCAGCACAAUCAAAAUCUCGGCAAUCAACCCGCGAUUCAAUCGAGUUGCGCCUACAAUAAUAACAAUAACAACAACAACAACAACAACAAUAGCAACAAUCUCAUCAGUAACGCGCAUAACUUCAGUCCGGACAAUCUGUCGCAAGGUCUUCGUCUUCAUCAGAGCCACCAGCAGCAACAGCAGACACAGCAACACCAAAACAACAAUGCCCAGCAGAAGCAACACAAUGUGACCAGCAUCGGCGGCGCAUCGACGACGUCGAAUGUCGUCGGUGUGACCGUCCCGUCGAUCGCGCAAGCCGCGCAGAACUCGCAUCGGAAUCUACAGCAGACCGUAGGCGGACAUCAGAAACCGGUGUCGAGCGUGGCGCCGAGUUUUUCCGUCAAGUCGCAGAUCUAUCAGACUUCCUCGACCAAGAUUCAUCCGGUGAUGCCGCAAACUUUGAGUCUACUAGGUCGCGGACACAACAACAACAACAACAACAACUCGGCGCAGAACUACAUCAGCAACAAUCAGCAGCAAGCAGCAGCGACCACGCAGCUACAAUCUGGCGUCGGGAAUCAAGAAGCGAAUUAUAGACACGGUUACUCUGCUGUCCAGCAACAGCAGCAACAACAACAACAGUAUCCCAAUCAGCCAGCAGCCGUCUAUCAGGUUCAGAAUUCGAAUCUCGCCGGUUUUCACGGCACCUUCGGCAACUCCUCCCAAAAGUACAACCAAUCCUCGCAGGUAUCGAAUUCUAACGAUCUCGUACAGAAUCAGGAUCAGAACCAGGUCUUGAACAGUCAGAAGGUCAAGUUCGAGCCGGGCAAGGGUCAGGAUAAGUUCGAACACGCAUUACCAUCUAACAAUAAGCACGAACAGCAGCAACAACAGAAUAGGUACGACCAGAAUCUCACGAGCAAAUACGAGUCUCAGCAACAGAGCGGUAAGCAUGAUCAGGCGAAGCACGAGCAGCAUCUGCACAGCGUUAAGUACGAGUCCGGUUGCCAGAAUUCGCAACAGUAUAGCAAACACGAACAGCAACAGCAGCACGAAGGGAGAUUGCCGAUCAAGUACGAUCAUAAUCCGACGUUUAAGCACGAGCCCUCGAACACCAAUCAGUAUAAAACGGAGCCGAGCAAGUACGAGAGCGGCGGCGGUCAGAGCAAAUUCGAGGCGGUGGAGCGGAGCAAGUACGAGCAGAAUUCCACGACGAAGCAUGUGGUCGAUCACGUAAUCGCCAAGUUCGAGGUUCCCGCGAAAACGCCGUACGAGUUUGACAAUAGGCCGACGAACAAGAGCAGCGACGGCGGCGAGAGGAAGAAUUUCAAUGAGCCGCGAAUGGAGGAUAAGACAAAGCCGGCACUGCCGCCAAAACCGAGCAAGCCGAAUCCACCGCCGAGACUGACUCAUCAUGAGAAGAUCGAUGUGCCGUCAUCCGAAGGCAUCAACGAGUGCAAGAUGACCAACGCGAAUCUCAAUUCGAGGUCGGAUAAGGACGAGGAUAUACCGCCGAUUCCCACGUCGGAACCGCCGGAAUCUCCCACGGAGACGCAGCUGGCAAGUCAUCAAAUCAUCAAGGCUCGGCCGCUGACUCUGAAGAAGGCACCGAUCUCGGAGCAGCCCAGGCUGAGAUACAAAUCCAAUGUUCACGUGUCGAUAAAUCGACGAAUUGAAAUGCCCCCGGCCUUCCUGUUCCCGGAAACGGAAAUCCCGGCGGAUCUUAUGCAGACCGAACAACAGCAGCAACAUCAACAACAAACUAUAGACACUACGGACAAUUGCAAGAGCGUUAUAGCCGACGACAUCGGCGAGGGCGAGAGAUUGGAAGAGGCGGAUAUCAUCGAUGCCUUGAAUGUCAUCAACAUCGAGGAUAAGCCGACGAAGAUGAAGACAGAUUCGGAACUGGGCGGCGAGGUGGAAAUUGACGGAGGCAAGAUAUCGGAGGUAAUGAGGAGGAAGAAGGGAAAUCUCAAGUCGUCGAGCACGACAGGAAGCGGAAGUGGCAAGGUCAAUCUAUCCAGGAGGGUGUCGUUCGAUCCAUUGGCGCUUUUACUCGACGCUAGUCUCGAGGGAGAGCUCGAGCUUGUGAAGAAGACCGCGAAGGAGGUUGCCAAUCCAAGCUCCGCCAACGACGAGGGUAUCACGGCUCUUCACAACGCUAUAUGCGCCGGUCACCUCGAGAUCGUCAAGUUUCUCGUCGAAUUCGGCUGCGAUGUCAACGCCCAGGACAGCGAUGGAUGGACACCAUUACACUGUGCCGCGAGUUGUAACAAUCUGUCCAUGGUGAGAUUCUUGGUCGAACACGGGGCCUGUAUUUUCGCGACUACUCUUUCGGAUCACGAAACCGCUGCGGAGAAAUGCGAGGAGGACGAAGAAGGCUUCGACGGGUGCUCAGAGUACUUGUACAGUGUUCAAGAAAAAUUAGGAAUCAUGAACAACGGUCAAGUCUACGCGGUUUUUGAUUACGAAGCGCAACACACCGACGAGCUCUCGUUGAAGAACGGCGACUCCGUAGUCAUACUCCGGAAGGGCGAUGAUAACGAACGGGAAUGGUGGUGGAGUAAACUCGGACAUAAGGAAGGCUAUGUACCUCGGAAUCUAUUGGGGUUAUAUCCCAGAGUGCAACCAGCGAAAGCGGUUGACUAAAGAGUUUCGUGCUCGCAGAAUAUCCGACGAUUAUUACAGUAUUCGAUUUGCAGCUUUAUCUUGUUAAUUGUUAUUACACAACACAUAGGCACAUUAGUAGUGUUAUUUAAUAGCAUCUCAUUGCUAUCCGAAGCGGAUACGGAUAUCGCGUAGUGGGAUUCUACCAAACUUUUUAACAGCGUUAAUAAUCUCUUCACUUUACAGAGUAAUUUUUGUAUGACUUUUUUUUGCAAAGGGAGAUCAGUCAAGGAUCUCCUUCUCGAUCAGCGGUCGAUCGUGGAUUUGCUAUAAUCUAUGAAUUGAACGAUCGCGCAAACUCGUAUUAUUAUGAUUGACGAUGUAUAUAGAAUAUUUGUUUGAAUGUGUAUUGACUCUCUUUUCCUUUCCACAUCAUUUCGAUAUAAUAGAAACAGAUUUUAAUAACA